ACGCGUUUGUAGUGAAAAAGAAGAAGCUAAAUAGCAAUUGUGCGUCGUAUUUUUGGUGGUUUAUUUAGCAAGCAGAAAUUCCCCCAGCUUUUUGGCUAAACAGAAAUUAUGAGUGAUCACCUGGUGUUGUAUGUGGAUCGUCUGGCGAGGCCGGUGCACGUGCAUCCAGUUGGAUUGGAGGCUGGUCCCUCGACUGAGAUUUCAGCGGAGGAGAAGGAGAAGAAAGAUAAGCAGUUUGUCCAAGAAGGCAACGAGGAGGAGGACCCGCUUAUUCAGGAGGCGGAGUGCCGCAUUUGUCAGGAGGAAGAUUCCAUUAACAAUCUUGAGACUCCUUGUGCCUGCAAUGGCAGCCUCAAGUAUGCUCAUAGGAAUUGCGUGCAGCAUUGGUGCAACGAAAAAGGAGAUAUAACUUGCGAGAUAUGUCAUCAGCCAUAUCAACCUGAUUACACUGCUCCACCUCGCCCCCGAACGGAAGAAACAACUAUUGAUAUUGAUGGAGGCUGGACAAUCUCUGGCACCCCUGUGCAUUUGCGUGAUCCUCGCAUUUUGGCCAUUGCCGAGGCAGAGCGACAAUUUUUGGAAACUGGAUAUGAUGAAUAUGCUGCAUCAAGUGCCACUGGAGCUGCAUUUUGCCGUUCAGCUGCUGUAAUUUUAAUGGCACUUCUGCUGUUGCGACAUGCAGUAACUGUUCCAGAUGCCGAUUCAGAUGAUGAUGUAUCUUCAUUUUUCUCUUUUUUCUUACUCCGAGCCACUGCGUUUCUCUUGCCGUGCUACAUCAUGGCUUGGGCCAUCAGUAUAUUACAACAACGAAGGCAAAGACAGGAAGCAACUGCCACCCAGGUUGCUUUUGUAGUACAAUCUGGGCAAAGUAGGGGCAUGCAUUUUGCGAUAGCAUCCGGACCUGCGGUGACUCCCCACCAGGAAAACGUUUAACUUAUAGGAGGCACGAUGAAGUCCUGCACUGACUCCCAGAUAGAUUGUUAUUAUGUGUAUUCCCUUAGUCCUUCAGAUUGAGCCACGAACGUGAGUUGGAGUGGAAUUUGCAUCUGCUGGUGUGCUGAUGUGCUGAUGUGCAGUAGUGGUAAUUACGUACCUAAGUCUGAAACCCGAAACCUAUUCGGAUAAAUCCAAAUCUGAUCUUGAUCUUCAUUUUACCC
Molecule: messenger RNA, 1157 nt
Organism: Hibiscus syriacus
Lineage: Eukaryota; Viridiplantae; Streptophyta; Magnoliopsida; Malvales; Malvaceae
Exons: 8
Coding region: 109-933 (274 amino acids)
Biological process (GO): protein ubiquitination
Cellular component (GO): membrane
Molecular function (GO): zinc ion binding; ubiquitin-protein transferase activity
Source: RefSeq, a predicted model, not a curated record